Rhinolophus ferrumequinum (greater horseshoe bat) is the source of this 2168-nucleotide messenger RNA. It is a transcript of the gene CCDC97, whose product is annotated as coiled-coil domain containing 97. Bases 1094 to 2119 code for a protein of 341 amino acids. The record is from RefSeq and is a predicted model, not a curated record. The transcript is spliced from 5 exons. Lineage: Eukaryota; Metazoa; Chordata; Mammalia; Chiroptera; Rhinolophidae.
CGGGAGCCUUCAGAGUUAGGAGCACGGAGCUCCAACCGCCUGCGCCACCUGGCCAGCCCCUGCUGCUCCUCCUUUGAACUUAAGAUCAGUUGUUUGUUCUGGGGGAGUCAUUAAGUCCCUUGUAGACUCUAUAAACGCCAUGAACCAAAUCCACAUAUACAUGGAGUUUGCACAAAAUUUAUGAGGUUCUCAAAUCCUCUACAGCCCAAUUAUGACCUUUAAGUUAAAAUUCUUUCUAUUCCUUGACCAUACACUGAGUCCUUGCAGUAACCAGAACUAUCCAUGCCUGCCCUCCCCUCUGGGUCUUCGCCUCACACCUCCCUGUGCCCGCGACCCUUAUCCUAAUUCAUCCUUAAGGAUGAAUUGGGCAUCCCCUCCUCCCAAAAGAAGCCUUCUCUGACCCUCCGGGCUGUAGUGGCAGUUCCUUUAGCCCCCUCGGUCCAUCAGAGCUCUGGGCACUCGGGGUGGUCACUGAUGACGUCAUGUCUACUCCUGGUAACACCCUAGUCCCUACCCAUCACCUUGGGGCAAAGCAGGGCCACGGUUUUCUCCCUCCACAUCUGCAGAUUCUCCAGGUCCUCACCACCCAUCUCAUGAGCCAGGGACUGGGUGUGAUGACAGAAGCAAGAGGCAAGGCUAAGCAAAUAUUCUUUGAAGGGGUGAAGAAAUAAGGGGAUAGACGGGGGUCUACACUAGAGCACAAACCCUUUAAGUCCCUGGAGGGUGCCUCAUUCAACCAUCCAUCCUAAAAUCAAUCAUGCUGGACUCUGGAGUCACAGCAGUGAACAAGUUGAACAAUGGUUCAGAUCCCUCCUGAUAUUCCCAACUCGCAGCAGUUCAGAUGGGCGGGGGACGGAAGGGCCUCUCUGACCCUGGCCCCCUUUUCCUUCCUGGCUCCGGAGGGCGGGGCCCGAGGAGGCACGCAUGCGCAUGGGGAGGUCCGCCUUCGGCCCGGAACUUCGGUUCUGGGCGCGGUGGAGCACCGGGCGGAGCAUCGAGAAUGUGCUCAGCCGGAAGUGGCUGCUAAGAAGCCGGUGGCCGGGUUUAGUGUGCGGGUCCUGCCGCGCCAGUUAACAAGUGGUAGGAAAUCUGGAUGGAGGCCGUGGCGACCGCGGCGGCUGUGAGGGAGCCCAAUGAAGAGCCCCGUCCUGGGCACUGGGGAGAGCUGAACUGGACGCCGGUCCCAACCAGACCCCUGGGCAAGGUGGAAGCAGCAGAGAGAGUGCCACAGGCCCUGGACAACGACCCCCCUGGGGCCAAGGAGACCGAGGCCGUGAGCGCUAUGCUGCGGGCUGUGGCUGCCAGUCGCCUGCCGGUGUGCAGCCAGCAGCAGGGUGAGCCCGACCUGACCGAGCAGGAGAAGGUGGCCAUCCUGGGCCUGCUGUACCAUGAGAAGCCGCUGGUGUUCCUGGAGCGCUUUCGCACCAGCCUCCGUGAGGAGCACCUGGCCUGCUUUGGCCACUUGCGUGGUGACCACCGUGCAGACUUCUACUGUGCUGAGGUGGCCCGGCAGGGCGCUGCCCGGCCCCGCACCCUGCGCACACGCCUGCGUAACCGGCGCUACGCUGCCCUGCGUGAGCUCAUCCAAGGGGGCGAGUACUUCAGCGACGAGCAGAUGCGAUUCCGGGCCCCGCUGCUGUACGAGCAGUACAUCGGGCAGUACCUGACACAGGAGGAGCUCAGUGCCCGCACUCCAGCCCACCAGCCAGCCAAACCCGGCUCCCCCGGCACUCCCGCCUGCUCGCUCUCCGACCUGCUGCUCCAGUCCUACCAGGAGCGGGAGCUGCAGCAGCGGCUGCUCCAGCAGCAGGAGGAGGAGGAGGCCUGUCUGGAGGAGGAGGAGGAAGAGGAAGACAGUGAUAAGGAAGAUCAGAGCCCUGGCAAAGACUCGGAGACCUGGGUUCCCGACUCUGAAGAGAGGCUGAUCCUGCGGGAAGAGUUCACCAGCCGGAUGCACCAACGCUUCCUGGAUGGCAAGGACGGGGAUUUUGACUACAGCACCGUGGACGACAAUCCUGAUUUCGACAACCUGGACAUUGUGGCCCGGGAUGAGGAGGAGAGGUACUUCGACGAAGAGGAGCCUGAGGACGCACCUAGCCCAGAGCUGGACGGGGACUGAUGGCCCUGCCCCCCGCCCUGCCCCGACCCAAACAAAGCAGCUGAUCACA